AUGGGGCAACAGGAAGAGUUGAACAAGCACGAUGUUGGCGUUGGGGUCGAUGCAACGCACGCCGCUGAUCUCGAAGCUUCCUGGAGCCAUGGCCGCGUGCAAGAGGGUGACUUUGUCACGGAGCUCGAAAACAGCAGGCUGCAACGAGGCCUCCACCAACGACACAUUCAGAUGAUCGCCAUUGCUGGCGCUAUUGGCACUGGUCUCUUUCUCGGUCUCGGUGGUUCAAUCCAGACCGGUGGGCCACUGGGUGCGCUUCUGGGCUACGCAACUGUCGGCUUGAUCGUAUGCGCGGUCCAAUUUGCGCUUGGAGAAGUUGCUGCGCUGCUUCCUGUUACUGGAUCGUUCGUCCGACAUGCCGAGUUCCUGGUCGAUCCCGCAUUUGGCUUCGCGAUAGGCCUCAACAUUGUAUAUGGAAAUCUCCUAUCGGUCCCUGCGGAGAUUAGCGCCAUUUGUGUCUUAUUCGAGUUUUGGACCGAUAUCAACUCUUCCCUGUUCAUCUGCAUAUUCAUCUUCAUCACCUUCGUGGUGGGAAUAUCAUUUGUCGGCAUCUACGGCGAAGUCGAGUUCUUCUUUGCGUGCCUGAAAAUCCUUCUGGUCAUCUUCUUGAUCAUCUUCGGCCUCGUUAUCGAUCUUGGAGGAAUACCGGGACAAGAACGCAUUGGUUUCCGAUACUGGAAUCACCCUGGCCCCUUCGUCGAACACAUCGCAACCGGCUCAUGGGGAAAGUUUCUUGGCUACUGGUCGGUGAUGACUAGCGCUGUAUUCUCGUUUGCGGGCGUGGAAAGUCUGGCAAUGGCAGCCGCCGAAACGCAAAACCCACGCCGAAACAUCCCCAAAGCGUGUAAAAAGGUCUUCGCGAGAGUCCUCUUGUUCUACAUUCUUGCCGUCCUCAUUGUCGGCAUGAUCGUAGCUAGCGAUGACCCCCGCUUAGGAAACGAGAGUGGCGACGCUUCCCAGUCUCCCUUCGUUAUCCUCGCAUCGGCAGCAGGCAUCAAAGCGAUCCCCUCUAUCGUCAACGCUGUAGUCAUCACCUCAGCUUGGUCUUCGUCCAAUCAAGCUCUCCUCGCCGGAACUCGCGUAUUGUACGGUCUCGCCAUCAAAGGUCAAGCGCCCACGAUCUUCCUGCGCACCACGGCGUGGGGCGUUCCCUACGUCUGCGUUCUAUUCAACACCUGCUUUAUGUUUCUCGCGUUCAUGUCGUUAUCCAGCAACGCCAUGACUGUAUUCUGGUGGCUAGUGGAUUUGACUGCUGCAGGAGUGCUUAUUUCGUGGUCGAGCAUCUUGCUGAACCACACAAGACUUUGUUUGGCAUUCAAGAAGCAGGGAAUCUCACGACGAGAGCUUCCGUUCUACAAUAGGUGGACGGAGUGGACUUCGCCGAUAGCACUGGUGGCCUGUCAGGUUAUCCUCUGGACGGGCGGCUUCUCGGUCUUCACAAAAGGCGGGUGGGAUACCGCGACGUUUGUCUCAUCGUACCUGGAUAUCCCGCUUGUCCUUGCCGCUUUCCUGCUCUGGAAAUUCAUCAAGGGCACCAAGUUUGUGAACCUGGCAGACGUCCCGCUCCGUGAGGCUUUGGAAGAAGUUGCGAAGCACCCGGAGCCAUCGGAACCCAAGAGGACGGGCUGGAAGCGAAUUGCAAAUAUCUUAUGGGAUUGA
Paraphaeosphaeria sporulosa is the source of this 1659-nucleotide messenger RNA. RefSeq names its product amino acid permease-like protein. Gene Ontology annotation, cellular component: membrane. Gene Ontology annotation, biological process: amino acid transmembrane transport. The record is from RefSeq and is a predicted model, not a curated record. Lineage: Eukaryota; Fungi; Ascomycota; Dothideomycetes; Pleosporales; Didymosphaeriaceae. The transcript has 3 exons. Gene Ontology annotation, molecular function: amino acid transmembrane transporter activity. The coding region runs from base 1 to 1659 and encodes 552 amino acids.